This is a messenger RNA of Bombina bombina (fire-bellied toad), 3415 nucleotides long. Its product is annotated as gap junction beta-3 protein-like. Gene Ontology annotation, cellular component: connexin complex. The record is from RefSeq and is a predicted model, not a curated record. The transcript has 2 exons. The coding region runs from base 123 to 929 and encodes 268 amino acids. NCBI's taxonomy places the organism in Eukaryota, Metazoa, Chordata, Amphibia, Anura, Bombinatoridae. Gene Ontology annotation, biological process: cell communication.
CUCCAAUAGGACCCUACUUCUUUCACCCAGGCAGUGACCCACAGGUAGGACUCAUUAGUAACCCUUUGUACAACAAGCUAUAGCAAUAAAACCAGAGCUAAAUGGACAGGUAAAUUUCCACCAUGGAUUGGAAAACAUUCCAAGGAUUACUCAGUGGUGUGAAUAAGUACUCUACAGCAUUUGGGCGCCUAUGGCUCUCUGUUGUCUUUGUGUUUCGUGUUCUUGUCUACGUGGUGGCAGCAGAAAAAGUAUGGGGAGAUGAGCAGAAAGAUUUUGACUGUAACACUCGGCAGCCUGGUUGCACCAAUGUCUGCUAUGAUUUCUAUUUUCCUAUUUCUCACAUCCGACUCUGGGCACUACAGCUUAUAUUUGUAACCUGCCCAUCCCUCUUGGUCAUUAUGCAUGUGGCUUAUAGGGAGGACAGAGAGAAAAAGAACAAACUAAAAAAUGGAGAAAACUGCUCCAAGCUGUACUCAAACACAGGCAAAAAGCAUGGUGGCUUGUGGUGGACCUACCUAUUAAGUCUCUUUUUUAAGACCGGCAUUGAGAUCACCUUCCUUUAUAUUCUGCACAGAAUAUGGGAUAGUUUUGAUAUCCCACGUCUUGUAAAAUGUAACGAUGUGGCCCCUUGUCCUAACAUUGUGGAUUGCUACAUUGCCCGACCCACUGAGAAAAGGGUCUUCACCUACUUUAUGGUAGCAGCUUCUGGUCUCUGCAUCAUCCUCAGUGUCUGUGAGAUUUUCUACCUCAUAUUCAAGAGGGUAGUAAACUCCAUUAGCAAGUAUAAGAAGUCAAGUAACCACUCUGUAACCUACAGUAAAGCUUCUACCUGCCAGUGCCAUAUUCGACUAGAAAGCAUGGAUAAAAAUCCAAUGAACAAAACUAUAGAUGACAUAAGAGUAUCUGCACCCAACUUGACAUCCAUAUAAACAAAACUAUUGGCUUUUUAAUUCAUGGACAUAAUGUGUAUUAAGGGACAAGGCCAAACUGUUAAUCUAUUAGCUCGCUUUUCUAUACUGCUAUGUCAUCAAAGGGGGGUGCUGAGUAAACAAGUAUGCUGAUAAAGACACAGCUGAUCAUACCUCUCAAUGCUGCCGGACAUCAUGCUCCCAAUGUUUACAAAAUAGAACUCUGAGUUAUGACAGUCUCAGAAGAUCAAAAGAAAGCUUGAUGGACAUUGCAAAGGAAAAUCACACUAAUACAGCACACUGGGUGAAAAUUAUAACAAGUGGACUCAGUUUAUCUUUUCCUUGAGUAAAGACUUUUUUUAGUCCACAGAUUUUCAUUUGAUAGUUUGUUCAAGGUUACUGAAACCUAUCAACCAGUUAAAAAGAGACUUAAAUAGCAACUGCCUUCUGAUUACCUGUAUUUUACUCUUUGGAGCUAUGGAGCUCUACUGUAUUUUUUGGUUUUGUUUGUUUUGGGUUUUUUUUGUUUUGUUUUUUGAAAGGUUGGAAUGAAAUCUGGUCAGGAGACAAUGGCAAGUUUCUCAGUUGAUUUAUCAUAUUAUUGGUGAUCUGUGACAGACCCACCUAUAUACACAGAUUGCACAAACUACUGAUCAUGGAUCUUCUAACCAAGUACUAGUCAGAUGAUACUGCCAGCUAUUACAACUGGACAUGACAUAACCAUAGCAUAUAAAUAAAUUCAAUAUUUUGCAACAUGUAAUGUAUAGUUAGGGUACGAAACAGUACUUGUAAAACCUAUGUAGUCAUGAUUCUCCAAUUGUUUGCUAGCUAUAUAGACUAGGUUGGUUUAACAUAAGUAUUCCUAAAUAAAAUUCCAAGACAUGCUUGUAUGUGCCCUGCUGAUAAUAAAAGAUCAGCUCCUCACUGGCAAAGAUAAUUUCCUCAGAUCCAUUGGCGGACAGAGGCGCAUCUCCACAUCUAGGUGCAUAUAAAGAAAUUGUUAAUAUCAGUUUAUGGUAGUCCCUAUUUGCACACAAACAAAUCAGUCGUAUGGCAAUCCCAUGUGAUCAUGUAAGAGUAUACAUAAUAUUAAAGGGCCACUAAACUUCUAUUCUAUCUUUCUUUCAUGAUUUAGAUAGAACAUACAAAUUUAAACAACAUUACAAUUUACUUCUAUUAUUUAUUGUAUUCAUUUUUUAGAUAUCCUUAUUUGAAGAAAAAGCAAUGCACAUGGGUGAGCCAAUCACAUGAGGCUUCUAUGUUCAGCAACCAAUCAGCAGCUACUGAGCAUAUCUAGAUAUGCUUUUCAGCAAAGAAUAUCAAGAGAAUAACACAAAUUAGAUCAUAGAAGUAAAUUAGAAAGAUGUUUAAAAAUGCAUUCUCUUUCUAAAUCAUGAAAGAAAAAAUGUGGGUGUCAUGUCCCUUUAAGCAAAUUUAUAUUUUUAUACAGGAAUAAGUGCAUUAUAAAAUGUACUAACAUAUUCACUGCCAUAUAUAUCACCUACUUACUGCCAAGAUAACUGAAGGACAAAAUGAAACCAUUAAAGGGAUGUCAUUUUUUUAUAUUUUUGUAUGGUAUAAAUAUCAGCAAUUAAGCUCUGUGUACAAAAUAAAUGUUAUAUUUUCAUAGCAAAAAUUGCUGUUUUGAGAUUUACUAGCAGUCAAGAGAUACACCCCUUGAAAAACCUCUUCAUUGGCCUUAUAUGGUCUCCAUUGCUUUGCCAUAUAUUAAAGGUAUAUAACAAGUCAGUAGUAUGCUGGAACUGAGAUCAGCAUCAUGUGCGCCCACUUGCAUGCUAGAGGUGCUGAUCUCAGUGCCAACAAAGGCACUGAUUGACAAAUAUGUUCUGUGAGCUGUGCACACAAAGCUGAAGUAGCAUUAAAAAAAAAGUGCUAAAGAAUAAAAAAAAAAUGGAAUGCACUUUGCAUUGCAAAAUACCUUGCAAUAGUAUACUGGGGUUGUAAAACCACAGCACACUAUUGAUUUCUAUAUGACUUUAAAGUUACAUGUAAAUAAGGCCCGCACUGAGAAAACCAAUCACUGUAACAUGGUGCGGGGAAGUGAACUACAUCAUACCUAUGCAUUUAGUAUGCACUGGCGCCCUUUUAAUGGGCGUGAACAAAAUACAAUUUUUAGAGGUAGAAAUAAAGAAAAGGGCAAUAUAAAUAUUUUUUUUUGCAUUGCUUUUUUCAUAUAAGCUCAAUUAAAGCAUUUAAUUUUGAGUUUAAUGUCUCUUCAAAGAAAAUAAACCAAUGUUAGAUAAUAGAUAAUAUAGGCAUUAUCUUUUGUCGUCAUAUUAAAAAAAAUGUUGCAAAUGAAAAGUAAUAUUGAAUUAAUAUUCCUUGUAAUUAAUAUCAACUGGUACUUUCUAUUCCAGGGAAAUGAUUAAAAAUGGAGGUACUUAUAGAGAUUUUUGUAUAUCAAAGAAGCACAUCUCAGCCGCACCUGUAUUUAUUAUUUAUGUAUAAUUGUAUAUUUUAUUAAAAUGUCAGUUUUUCUAUAUAUA